AUCACCACCAUGUCUUCCUACGCCAAACUAGUGCAGAGUCUUUCGCCGGAAAAAAUUUUGGCCGACUUUCCUGACGUCACCCCGUUGGCCCACACCUCCGGCGCGCCGCGCUCAUCCGGGUCGAGCAACGAUGCCGUCCUCGCGGGCCACGAUGAGGAGCAGAUCCGCUUGAUGGAGGAGUUGUGCAUCGCAUGCGACUGGGAAGACAAGCCGGUGGGUGCUGUCACCAAGAAGGCGUGUCAUCUCAUGGAGAAUAUUGAGAAGGGCCUUCUUCACAGAGCGUUCUCGGUGUUCUUGUUUAACGACGAGGGGAAACUCUUAAUCCAGCAGAGAGCGGACGAAAAAAUCACCUUUGCCGGUAUGUGGACCAACACCUGCUGCUCUCACCCGUUGGCGAUCAAGUCUGAGCUCGGGUAUGACUUGGUAUCGUCCGUCGCCGGGGCUAAGAACGCCGCUGUCAGAAAAUUGGAACACGAGUUGGGGAUCCAGGCCACUGACGUGCCGCUCGACUGCUUCCAGUACUUGACAAGAAUCCACUACAAGGCGCCGUCCACCGGGUUGUGGGGCGAGCAUGAGGUGGACUACAUCUUGAUCGCCAAAGCCAACGCAAAGGUCGAAGCGAACUUCAACGAAAUCAAGGACCACAAGUACGUGACCGCUGGGGAGUUGAAAGCCAUGUUUGUGGAUCCAGAGUUAGUCUUUACCCCGUGGUUCAAGUUGAUCUGUGAGUCCUACCUCUUUAAGUGGUGGGACAACUUGGACAACCUCACGCAGUUUGAGGACAAUAAGAUCAACAGAAUGUUGUAAUCCUGUUUACCAAAUUCCCAGGACCAUCAAAUACCAGUUCUAUUUAUAAGAAAAUUAAUGGC
This is a messenger RNA of Babjeviella inositovora NRRL Y-12698, 869 nucleotides long. It is a transcript of the gene IDI1, whose product is annotated as isopentenyl-diphosphate delta-isomerase. Gene Ontology annotation, cellular component: cytoplasm. Gene Ontology annotation, biological process: isoprenoid biosynthetic process; isopentenyl diphosphate biosynthetic process. Lineage: Eukaryota; Fungi; Ascomycota; Pichiomycetes; Serinales. The record is from RefSeq and is a predicted model, not a curated record. The coding region runs from base 10 to 807 and encodes 265 amino acids. The transcript has a single exon. Gene Ontology annotation, molecular function: isopentenyl-diphosphate delta-isomerase activity.